This is a messenger RNA of Tachyglossus aculeatus (Australian echidna), 3287 nucleotides long. RefSeq names its product N-deacetylase and N-sulfotransferase 2 (gene NDST2). NCBI's taxonomy places the organism in Eukaryota, Metazoa, Chordata, Mammalia, Monotremata, Tachyglossidae. Gene Ontology annotation, molecular function: heparan sulfate N-sulfotransferase activity; deacetylase activity. The record is from RefSeq and is a predicted model, not a curated record. Gene Ontology annotation, cellular component: Golgi apparatus.
UUCGGCUCACCAUGCAUCAGCUGUGGAAGGUAGUGCGACCUGCCCGGCCGCCGGAGCUGCAUCGCCUGGUGCUGCUACUUAUCGCCUUCAGCCUUUUGUCCAUGGCUUUCCUGGCCUAUUACGUAUCGACCAGUCCCAAGGCCAAGGAGCCCCUGCCCCUCCCCCUGGGGGACUGCAGCAGCGGCGGGGCGGCGGGCUCUGCCCCGGCCAGGCCGCCUCCGCCGCCCCCCCGCCCCCCGCGGCCCUCGGAGCCCGCCCGCACGGAGCCCGUGGUGCUGGUGUUUGUGGAGAGCGUCUACUCGCAGCUGGGCCAGGAGAUUGUGGCCAUUCUGGAAUCCAGCCGCUUCCGCUACAGCACGGAACUGGCGCCGGGCCGGGGCGACAUGCCCACCCUGACCGAGCAGGCCCGGGGCCGCUACGCCCUGGUGGUCUACGAGAACCUGCUCAAGUACGUUAACCUGGACGCCUGGAGCCGGGAGCUGCUGGACCGCUACUGCGUGGAGUACGGCGUGGGCAUCAUCGGCUUCUUCCGUGCCCACGAGCACAGCCUGCUCAGCGCCCAGCUCAAGGGCUUUCCGCUCUUUCUGCACUCCAACCUAGGGCUGCGGGACUACCAAGUUAACCCGUCCGCGCCCCUCCUGCACCUCACCAGACCCAGCCGGCUGGAGCCCGGACCGCUGCCCGGCGACGACUGGACCGUGUUCCAGUCCAACCACAGCACUUACGAGCCGGUGCUGCUGGCCAGCCCGAGGCCCGCAGAGUCCCCCGAGCCCGGCCCCCGCCGCGCCCGGCUGCCCACCGUGGUGCAGGACCUGGGGCUCCACGACGGCAUCCAGCGGGUGCUCUUCGGCCACGGCCUGGCCUUCUGGCUGCACAAGCUCGUCUUUGUGGAUGCCAUCGCCUACCUCACGGGCAAACGGCUCUGCCUGGCCCUCGACCGCUACCUGCUCGUGGAUAUCGAUGACAUCUUCGUGGGCAAGGAAGGCACCCGCAUGAAGGUGGCUGACGUUGAGGCCCUGCUGGCCACCCAGACCAAACUGAGGAACCUGGUGCCCAACUUCACCUUCAACUUGGGCUUCUCGGGCAAAUUCUACCACACAGGGACCGAGGAGGAGGAUGCCGGAGAUGACAUGCUGCUGCAGCAUCGGAAGGAGUUCUGGUGGUUCCCGCACAUGUGGAGCCACAUGCAGCCGCACCUUUUCCACAACGGCUCCGUCCUGGCUGACCAGAUGCGGCUCAACAAACAGUUCGCGCUGGAGCACGGGAUUCCCACGGAUCUGGGGUACGCGGUGGCCCCCCACCACUCGGGCGUCUAUCCCAUCCACACGCAGCUGUACGAGGCUUGGAAGUCCGUGUGGGGCAUCCGGGUGACCAGCACGGAGGAGUAUCCCCACCUCCGCCCAGCCCGCUACCGGCGUGGCUUCAUCCACAACGAUAUCAUGGUGCUGCCGCGGCAGACGUGUGGACUCUUCACUCACACCAUCUUCUACAACGAGUAUCCCGGGGGCUCCCACGAGCUGGACCGCAGCAUCCGGGGCGGAGAGCUGUUCCUGACGGUGCUCUUGAACCCAAUCAGCAUCUUCAUGACACACCUGUCCAACUACGGGAACGACCGUCUGGGGCUGUACACGUUUGAGAGCCUGGUGCGGUUCCUGCAGUGCUGGACUCGCCUGCGCCUGCAGACCCUACCCCCUGCGCCUCUGGCCCGCAAGUACUUUGACCUCUUCCCCCAGGAGCGCAGUCCCCUCUGGCAGAGCCCCUGCGACGACAAGCGGCACAAAGACAUCUGGUCCAAAGAGAAAACCUGCGACCGACUCCCCAAGUUCCUCAUCGUGGGGCCCCAGAAAACAGGAACAACAGCUGUGCAUUUCUUUCUGAGCCUGCACCCUGCCGUGACCAGUAGCUUCCCUAGUCCCAGCACCUUUGAGGAGAUCCAGUUCUUCAGCGGUCCCAACUACCAUAAGGGCAUUGACUGGUACAUGGACUUCUUCCCCAUCCCUUCCAACGCCAGCACCGACUUCCUGUUCGAGAAGAGCGCCAACUACUUCGACGCGGAGUCCGUGCCCCGGCGGGGUGCCGCCCUCCUGCCCCGUGCCAAAAUCAUCACCGUGCUCAUCAACCCCGCCGACCGUGCCUAUUCCUGGUACCAGCACCAACGAGCCCACGGAGACCCUGCGGCUGUGAACUACACCUUCCAGCAGGUGAUCUCGGCCUCGCCUCAGGCCCCCCCAGCGCUGCGGGCCUUGCAAAGCCGCUGUCUUCUCCCGGGCUGCUACUCCACCCACUUGCAGCGAUGGCUCACCUACUACCCUUCCGGCCAGUUGCUGAUUGUGGACGGGCAGUUGCUGCGCACGAAUCCCGCCGCGUCCAUGGAGACUAUUCAGAAGUUCCUGGGCAUCACUCCGCUCGUCAACUACACCCAGGCCCUCAGGUUUGAUGAGGCGAAGGGUUUCUGGUGCCAGGCGCUGGAAGGGGGAAAGACCCGCUGCCUGGGAAAAGGCAAAGGGCGGAGAUACCCGGACAUGGAUGCCGCAUCCCGCCUCCUCCUCGUGGACUUUUUCCGGGACCACAACAUCGAACUUUCGAAGCUGCUGAGCCGGCUGGGGCAGCCGCUGCCCUCUUGGCUGCGCGAGGAGCUGCAGCGCUUUGGCUGGGGCUGAGUCGGUCCCCCGUGGGAGCCCGGGGGCCCCGGGGGAGACAUGGGGCCGGGCCGGCAGGCGGGGGGACGCCGCCCUCCUCCUCCCUCUCCCCUCUACCUCAGAGCUCACUGGGGCCCUGUUGGGGCAGGGGGCCGGAGGUCCCAGGGGAGAGGGCUCUGAGUCUCCUCUCCCCGGGGUUCUGGGCCCUAGGAACACGGAGUUUGGGUUUGGGCUCUUCCCCGACCCCUCCCCACCCCCUGCUAGCUGCAGUCGUCCUCUCGUUGAGCUCAAGCCCCUCAUCUCUUUUCUUCCAUGCAGAAGGGACGCCCUCUCCCUAUGGACCUGAGGCCUGGGAGUUUGGUUGUGGGGGCUUCGUGCUACCCCGUAAACCGGUGGCGGCGGUGGUGGUGGCGGUGGUGGGAGGCGGGGGGGAUCCUCUCCCCGACCCCCUCGUGGGUGCACGUCGGUAUGCGUCCGUUGGACUCGCGGGCAAGCGAGGGGUGGUGGAAGCCCCGGCCUCCCUAGUGUCAUUCACAUUGAAUGUGGACGAGGCCGGACGGCAGCUCGUGGAAUUGAGCGCGGGGGCCUGAGACGGGAACCCCGAUCCCGGCCCCGCUGAACGUCCUAAAUAAAACCACCUUAUUUUUC